AAAGAAAUCCCUUUUUGUCUUCACAGAAAAUUAAGAUUGCUGCCUUGCGCAUGUACACAUGCUGCGUGGAGAGAGUCAACUACGACGAGUUCUUCGACAAGUGCUCUCUCCCCGACACACUCAACUCCUGGUUCUUGGUAGCGCAGCUACAUGUGUGGAUGUGCUUGGUGCGGAUGCGUCAGGAGGGCCGAGAGGGGAAGUACAUGUGCCGUUACAUCGUCCACUCCAUGUGGGAGGACGUGGAGCAGAGGAGCAAGAUCAUGGGGGUGAGUGGCUGCGUGUGUGUGUAUGGUUGUGUGUCUGU
Messenger RNA from Etheostoma cragini (Arkansas darter), 304 nucleotides. It is a transcript of the gene uqcc1, whose product is annotated as ubiquinol-cytochrome-c reductase complex assembly factor 1. The record is from RefSeq and is a predicted model, not a curated record. Gene Ontology annotation, biological process: mitochondrial respiratory chain complex III assembly. The annotation marks the transcript as partial. The transcript has 3 exons. Lineage: Eukaryota; Metazoa; Chordata; Actinopteri; Perciformes; Percidae. Gene Ontology annotation, cellular component: mitochondrion.